Fusarium musae is the source of this 1029-nucleotide messenger RNA. RefSeq lists its product as uncharacterized. The record is from RefSeq and is a predicted model, not a curated record. Bases 1 to 1029 code for a protein of 342 amino acids. Gene Ontology annotation, molecular function: oxidoreductase activity, acting on NAD(P)H. The transcript has 3 exons. NCBI's taxonomy places the organism in Eukaryota, Fungi, Ascomycota, Sordariomycetes, Hypocreales, Nectriaceae.
AUGAGUACGACAAAAGCGCUCGUUAAUAUCCGCCCAGGCCACGCUGAGGUACAGGAUAUCCCUGUGCCAGAGCUCGAGCCUGGCUACAUUAGAGUCAGACCCACUGCGUGGGCUAUGAACCCAGACGAUGCUUACCACCUUGGCCUAGAAGGUGAGGAGAGCUGCUCUGGUACUAUCGUUGGAACGGACUAUGCAGGUGUUGUUGUAGAGGUUGGACCUGGAGUGGAGAGGGACUUCAAAGUUGGGGAUCGCAUUGCUGGCGGUGUCGUCGGGCAAAACAUUCUGCGGAAGCAUGAUGGUGCUUUUGCGCACAUGAUUCAUGUCCAGGGAGAUAUUCAGAUGAAGAUCCCUGAUAAUAUGAGUGACGAAGAUGCUGCAACUCAGGGUGUUGCGCUCAUCCACGAUGAUGCACCAGCAAAGGAGCCCUUCCAUAUCUUCAUCUAUGGUGGCAGUACAGCCAUGGGGAUCACAGCAAUCCAGCUCGCAAAGCUCGGUGGUGCUACAGUCAUUACUACUUCGUCACCAAAUAACGCAGAUUACGUAAAGUCCCUGGGUGCCGAUCACGUCCUAGACUACAAGUCUCAAACUCUGGUCGACGACAUCCUCAAAUUAUCAGGCGGUCCCAUUCUCCACGUCUUCGACACCCAUCCCAACUUGACCAGCAUCACAACCUCUGCCGCAAUCCUCCAAAAAUCCCCCUCCGCGAUCUACAUCGCCCUCAACCCCGGCCUGGAGCGCGAAGUCAAACGCCUCAACCCCGACGUCACAGCCGAAUCUAUCCUCGCAUACUCAGCCACCGGCAAUCCGUGGAUGUACGAGAACAAGUUUUAUGAGGCCGUGCCAGCGGACUUUGCAUUCCAGAAGAAGUUUGUUACAGUGGCCGAGAAGCUCAUCCAAGGGGGACUAGUCAAGCCGCCUCGUGUUUUUCUGAACAGAGGGGGCAGUGGCUUGGAGGGCGUUUUGAGGGGACUCGCUGACGUGAGGGACGGGAAGGUCAGUGGCGGAAAGCUUGUUUAUUCGCGGGAAUGA